Messenger RNA from Nothobranchius furzeri (turquoise killifish), 1411 nucleotides. RefSeq names its product actin related protein 6 (gene actr6). NCBI's taxonomy places the organism in Eukaryota, Metazoa, Chordata, Actinopteri, Cyprinodontiformes, Nothobranchiidae. Gene Ontology annotation, molecular function: nucleosome binding. Gene Ontology annotation, cellular component: Swr1 complex. The record is from RefSeq and is a predicted model, not a curated record.
CCCGGACCAUUUUGUGCACGUACCCUAGCCGCUUAGCUAAAUCUCCUAAAAUGUGUCAGAUAUCUUAAGUGUGAUUAAGUAAAUAAAGAAUGAAUCGAUAUCUUGUUGAUUUUGUGAUAUAAGCAGUGGUUAAAAAUGGCCACGCUGGUUUUGGAUAACGGAGCCAAUUCGGCGAAGAUCGGUUACAGUCAGGAGAAAGUCCGCGUCAUCCCAAACUGUCAGUUUCGCUCGAAGACAUCCAGAUUAAAGACAUUCACUGCCAAUCAGCUGGAUGAGAUCAAAGAUCCUUCAGGUCUCUUCUACAUCCUCCCCUUUCAGAAGGGCUACUUGGUCAACUGGGAUGUGCAGAGGAAGGUGUGGGAUCACCUGUUUGGGAAGGAGAUGUUCAAGGUGGAGUUUGUGGACACCAGCAUCAUCGUCACAGAGCCCUACUUCAACUUCAGCUCCAUCCAAGAGUCCAUGAACGAGAUUCUGUUUGAGGAGUACCAGUUCCAGUCAGCCCUCAGGAUUAACGCCGGCUCCCUCUCUGCUCAUCACUACUUCCACACCAAACCGUCGGAGCUCUGCUGCCUGGUUGUGGACUCGGGGUUCUCCUUCACCCACAUUGUCCCCUACUGUCGCAGCAAGAAGCUGAAGGAGGGCAUUCGCAGGAUCAACGUGGGUGGGAAGCUCCUGACCAAUCACCUGAAGGAGAUCAUCUCCUACCGCCAGUUACACGUGAUGGACGAGACGCAUGUGAUCAACCAGGUGAAGGAAGACGUGUGCUACGUCUCCCAGCAGUUCUACAAGGACAUGGAGAUCGCACUGUCGAAGGGGGAAGACAACUCGGUUGUGAGGGACUACGUUCUCCCAGAUUUCAGUUCCAUCAAAAAAGGUUUCUGUAAGCCUCGGGAGGAGAUGGUCCUCAGUGGGAAGUACAAGACAGGCGAGCAGAUCCUGAGGCUGGCCAAUGAGCGCUUUGCCGUUCCUGAGAUGCUCUUCCACCCGUCAGACAUCGGCAUCCAGGAGAUGGGUCUCCCGGAGGCCAUCGUCCACUCUGUCCAGUCGCUGCCUGAAGAGAUGCAGCCCCACUUCUACCAGAACAUCAUCUUGACUGGAGGAAACACGCUCUUCCCGGGCUUCAGGGAGCGUCUGGAGGCGGAGCUACGCUCUCUUGUCCCCGCCCACCUCCCAGUAUCGGUGAUUCUUCCUUCAAACCCGGUGAGCUACUCGUGGGAAGGAGGGAAGCUGCUGGCUCAUAGCCCGGACUACGAGGAGAUGGUGGUGACGAGGGAGGAGUUCGAGGAGAACGGACACGCCGUCUGUGAAGAGAAGUUUGAUAUUUGAACAGAAACAAACGUCUUAGAGUUCCGGUUCUGGUUCUGUUGCACAAAUGUUUCUAAGCUUUUAAAUAAACAAACUUUGUUGCUGA